Messenger RNA from Caenorhabditis sp. 36 PRJEB53466, 1119 nucleotides. The record is from the annotation of a GenBank genome assembly. Lineage: Eukaryota; Metazoa; Nematoda; Chromadorea; Rhabditida; Rhabditidae.
AUGUAUAGAAGAGCAUUCACGUCGGCAGCACGACUUCUCAGCGUUUCUUCCAAGCAAAUUCCGAAAGUAGCAUUUGUCGGAAGCGUCGGCACGUCAUUCGGAAUCGCAAUUUUUUCAAAGAAAGAGGAGAAGGCAGUUGCUCAAGACCAAUUCAAACAGGAAAAACCCAAAAACUUUGACAUCAUUGUCAGAAACGCCGAUGAGCUGUACGACAACUAUCUUAUUGAUAACUGCUAUAAUAUUCUCAAAAAGUGGGUCUUUUUCUAUGCUUAUCGACGUUGAAAUUCAAUAAUAUCAGAUUUGAGUCAUCCGACUGCUCCGAAUUGCUCUGGAGACUGGCCCGUGUGACGUGUGAGCAAGGAAAACUGUCAAAAGAUGCAAAUCAGCGCAAAGCUCUGAUUCUGGAGGCAUUUGAGAUUGUGAAGAAGGCGCUGGCGCACGAGCCGAAGGAAGGAAGCUUCGGAGCUCACAAAUGGUAUGCCAUUCUGCUGGACUACGUGGGAGAGAUCGAGGGAAACAAAUCGAGAAUCGAAAAGUCGUUCGAAGUCCGAGAGCACCUGGAAAAGGCACUUUCGAUUUUCGAGGAUGAUCCAACCACGUGGCAUAUACUAGGUUGGUUAUUAUCGAUCACGUUGUAUCAUCAAUUUAUCCGGCGCCUUGACCUUCACUGAUUGCGCGUGAUUUUAGGCUCUUUUCCGGUUGACAUGGAAAAAACCGCUCGGCACACCACCAAAUCCUACUUUUUUAGGAUUGUGGCACUUCUCCUUUGCCAACAUGGGAUACGCUACUCGAAUGGUGGCGAAGGCAAUCUUCGCGACGCCGCCCUCCUCCACAUACCAGAAUGCUCUUCAUUACUUUCUGAAAGCUGAACAGAUUUCUGUAAGACCAUAAAAUUCGCCCGAGUUCCCGAAAAUCGCCACUUUCCAGCCGGGAUUCUACAGUACUAACAUCUACUACAUCGGAGAAGUGUACGAACAAAUGGGCGAGAAGGAGGAGGCGCUUACCCAUUUCAAGCAGGCGUUCAAAAUGGCCGUAGUCACAUCUGAUGACGCUGCAAUUCACAAAAGAGCUCACGAGAAAUUGCGCAAGUACGGAGUCAAGGAUUCGGAAAUUGUUUAA